GGGUGCUGCACUUUGGAUAAUGAAGGAAGUGACGAAUCCGCAUUACUAGGAGAGAGAGAGAGAGAGAGAGAGAGAGAGAGAGAGAGAGAGAGAGAGAGAGAGAGAGAGAGAAGAAAAACUCAAGAGCAGAAAAAACAGAAACUAAGACAGAAGUCAGCGUGAAGAGCUGAAUGAAGGCACUCGUCAGUAGAGGCAUGAACACGAGUCAGCGUGAGCUCCCGAAUCAAAGUUCCCUCAAUGAGAGGCGCGAGGCGAGUGAAAACAGCAGAUUACUCCGUGCGUGACGCUCCGUACUCCACUCUCCCCAAUGUUUAUUUACCAGACGUGAGGAGGCUCUAGACCGGCUUUAAAAUACUUUAUGAAUUCGUUGGUGUAUCCAGCUUCCACAAAAUAUGGGUGAAGUUGUGUAAGUGGAGCCGCUGUGAUGUUUUGAGGGGGUCUCGUGGAAUGAGUCGACUGUUAUUCCCGUGGAUAGUGCUUCUGAACUCGCGCUUUGGGUUUUAGGAUCAUCUGGAAUGUUUGCGUGGUGGAUUUGGUCGGGUUCAGUUCGGUUAACUCUUGUGGUUUUAGUGCUCACGGUGUUGUCGGUAGCUCGCGGGUCUGCGUCUGAGCUGAAGGUGAGGGUCCGCUUGACCGAUGGACAGAUCACGGAUGAACUUCUGGAGGCGGACAGCGAGAAGGACUCCAUCACCGUGGAGUUUAAACAGGGGGACGGGACUCUGAUCACUUUUGUGGCCGAUUUCAAGCAGGAUGUGAAGAUUUUCCGAGCGCUGAUUCUGGGAGAAUUGGAGAGAGGGCAGAGCCAGUACCAAGCGCUCUGCUUCAUCACACGGCUCAACCACAAUGAGAUCAUCCCCAGUGAAUCCAUGGCCAGACUGAGACAGAAAAAUCCCCAGGCCAUCCGCACAGCAGAGGAGAAGAGAGGCACUGAGAUGCUGAGCAUGAACGUAGCGGUCAAUUUGACACGGACCUGGCAGCUGAGUGCCCACAUCCACAACAUGUGCAGCGUGGCCCAUGAGGCCGUGUACACGCGCGAGGCUGAUGUCAGACACUGGCUGGACCGAGGCAUGGAGAGCUCUAUGUUCGAGCCUCAGGCAGUGGAGAUGACUGGCCUGCAGAGCUGCGGGACGGUGAAGGACCUGUGGCAGCCCUGCUCCUGCAGCUACAACCUCAGACUGGAGUGGUACCCAUGCUUGCUAAAAUACUGUCGCAACCGGGAUGUCUCCGGCAGGGGCAGCCCAUACAAAUGUGGCAUCAAGAGCUGCAGCAAAGGCUACCAGUUUACGUACUAUGUGCCACACAAACAGCUGUGCCUAUGGGAGGAAGAGACCUAGAACCACAUGUGCUUCACAAAAAAUAUAUAUAUUUAAUGUGACCUUCACCUCCAAGCCUUCAGACUCGUGCCUUUUGCGCAGAGCAGUUCAAUAACGAAACUAUGCUGGAUAAGAGUAUGGAUGUAGGGCCAAUUUUUUGUUUUUUUUAGCCUGGCUGUGCGUUUUCAGCUGGUCGGCAGUUUUAAAGCUCUUCCUGCUUUUAACGGCACCGUGGAAUGAGUUCUUUUGACUCAAAGUGAGUUUGGGAUGAGCGACCUGUGAAUUAGUCAGUAUAUAAGAAGAUAUGAUAGCUGGAUCUCGUCAGGUUGAGUUUUUAAUUUGUUUCCCAAAACUUGUAUUAUUUAUUUUUGCAGUGGGAAAUGAUUGAAGCACAGCGCACAUGUUCAGAGAAAUUGUAUUUUCUCCUUUUUUUUACUCUGAUUCAAAGCACUGUAUUGAAUUCAUGGUGGACGGACGUGCUUUGCUUAAUGGUACAUAAGUCGUGAGUCAUUGUCCAUUUCAUACAUAGAGAUUCAGCCACCUCAAGUCUUAAUGCUGCCAACAGUUUGAGAUUGUUUAAGAGUACGUGUGUGUGCGUGCAUGUUUUUAUUUUAUAUGGAUGGAUUUGCCUUCAUUACAUUGCACAACGGUUUCAUUUAAAAGGUUAAUUCAUCCUACAUUUAAAA
Messenger RNA from Danio rerio (zebrafish), 1999 nucleotides. The record is from RefSeq and is a predicted model, not a curated record. NCBI's taxonomy places the organism in Eukaryota, Metazoa, Chordata, Actinopteri, Cypriniformes, Danionidae.